AUGUCAUCGACGACAACAAUCACCGGCACGGUAGCCAGCACUAUUAGUUUGGAGGCUGUGUCCAGCCAAAUCAGCCCAAUAACCUCCAUAGUGUCAACCACAAUCGCUGCGACAGAAACAGUCCCUCAAUUAUCAAGAAACCUGUUUUUCACGGACGCCUCAAGCGACAGCUCAGCAGAUGGUCAGGCCGGGGCCACCAGUACUGGAAGCAGUCCAACGGGAAGUCAAACAGGGGACAGCAGCGCUGGGGACACUUUAACAGCAGGCCAAAUCGGAGGUAUCAGUGCAGGGGCCGUCGUGGGCUUCUUGCUCCUGGUGGGACUGGGGUGGCUGCUGACGCGGCAUCUGAUCCGAAUCUCGCGCUUCAUGGACAAGUUCAACAAUCAUCCCCGUGACAAACCCGACCAGCCGGCUGCAACUGGAGGAGAGGAAGGCACAAAAGACUCAGAGUUGAAAAUCCUGACCGAUGGCAACACUGGCCAUGAGCAACCGCUCGCUGAGUUGUCACCGCAGGAGAGGCCGCAGCUGCUCGAAGAGUGGGGAAGACACGGAAGCCGCGGGAAUGAGCUCACUGGAAGCCAGGAGGCACAUGGCAUAUCUGAGCUGGACGGUACUAGUGUAUCUAGGUAG
Messenger RNA from Diaporthe citri, 630 nucleotides. RefSeq lists its product as uncharacterized. The transcript has a single exon. The record is from RefSeq and is a predicted model, not a curated record. The coding region runs from base 1 to 630 and encodes 209 amino acids. NCBI's taxonomy places the organism in Eukaryota, Fungi, Ascomycota, Sordariomycetes, Diaporthales, Diaporthaceae.